Messenger RNA from Sphaerodactylus townsendi, 4841 nucleotides. It is a transcript of the gene RGS10, whose product is annotated as regulator of G protein signaling 10. The record is from RefSeq and is a predicted model, not a curated record. Gene Ontology annotation, molecular function: GTPase activator activity. The transcript has 5 exons. NCBI's taxonomy places the organism in Eukaryota, Metazoa, Chordata, Lepidosauria, Squamata, Sphaerodactylidae. Bases 195 to 740 code for a protein of 181 amino acids.
GCAAACCUGCAACUCCAGACACCCUCUUCGGGGAUGUCCCCUCUGUUCCAACCUCGCUGACGGGCCGCCAGAGGGAGGGAGCGCUAAGCGGCGCGCCAAACGCCUCCCAAGAAGGCUGGGCAGGCGCGGGCCGGGAAGGGCACGCAGUGGCAUCUGGCUCCUCUUGGCCACGCGUCUGCGCCCGCCGGUGAAAGAUGUUCAACCGCGCGGUGUCCCGGCUCAGCAGGAAACGGCCGCCUUCAGAAAUAAAUGACAGUGACAGCAAGCCAAGCAGCAGCCACCAAAGUCUAAAUGGCACCACAAGAUGGGCUACAUCGCUGGAAAACCUACUGGAAGAUCCAGAAGGCAUCAAAAGAUUUAGGGAGUUUUUAAAAAAAGAAUUUAGUGAAGAAAAUGUUUUGUUCUGGCUAGCAUGUGAAGAGUUUAAGAAGAUACAAGAUAAAAAACAGAUGCAAAAAAAGGCAAAUGAAAUUUACAUGACUUUCCUGUCAAGUAAAGCUUCUUUUCAAGUCAAUGUUGAAGGGCAGUCCCGUUUGGAUGAAUCAAUAUUAGAAAAGCCUCAUCUUCUGAUGUUUCAGAAACUUCAAGACCAGAUCUUCAGCCUCAUGAAAUAUGAUAGCUACAGUCGCUUCUUAAAGUCAGAUAUGUUUCUUAAACUGAAGCAAACUGAAGAACAGGAAGAGAAUUCACCAGAUGCUCAGACUGCUGCAAAAAGAGCUUCUAGAAUUUACAACACAUGAUCCAAAUAGUAACAAAUGAUAUAUUCCACUAGCCCUGUAAUGAACAUAAAAUGGGUUCUCAAGAAGGGUCUCUGAGGUUAACACAAAUGCAGUCAAAGCUUGGAAAACACAGGUUAUGCAGUGCUUAAAUUAUAAACUCCUUGAAUGAUCAAAUUGUUUUUGCACGAUGUCUACUACUGAAUCACCUUGCCCAAGGCUGUUAAAGCAAGGCCCAGGAACAACUGACAAGACUUGUAUUGUGAGUAAUCAGCAAAAAGAAGACUACAGUGAUAUUUCCCAUCUGGUUUGGAUAUCCUUCUCAAAGGGGGGAGGGGGAGUAUAUCAUAAGCAUUAUUAUAAUUUUGAAAGCAGAGACACUGUGUGGAAAAGACAGUGUCGUUGUUAGAAGCUUUCAAGAACCUAGUCUCAGUACAGUCAUAUCUUUUGUGCCUGAAUUUUGGGUUCUUGGUAACAAAACUGAAUUAAAAAGAGCUAUUUUUUUCUCUGCUAUUUUGAGAAAUAUAUAUUCUGCUCUCUAAGGAAAACACAAAAGCAGUGGAAUGUUGAUGUUGCCACUGCUUUUAAACCUUUUUUAGUAGGAAAUCGUAGCUAUUAAGAAAAGCAAUCUUUGUUUUCCUCUUAAUAAAGCACAAACUCUUUGCUGCUGCUUUCUAGUGGCUUUUAUAGUACCGGCUUGCUAUUCCUUGAUUUUUAAAUCUAUUUGGGCUGGAAAGAUUACCUAUUUUUCCAGUGUGUCCUCAUUGUUAAAGGUGAUUACAUUUUCUUCCUUGGAAAUCAAACUUCCCAAGCAGUGGCUUUAACUUAUUAUAUCACUUCUCAUUCUAGAGUACUGUAGCUUCCUUUAUGUGCUACAGUAGCUUUUUGCACAUUCCUAAAAGCAACUCACAGCCAGUUUAGUGCUGUUAAGACAUGUGUGUCAGACAACUUCAGAAGAUUCUUUUUUCUGCACUCAAAAUUCAUUUGGGGAUUUACCUACUAUAGAUAGUGCAUCUAUUCACUUUGCAAUGUUUUCCAACUGUAAUGUUUUCAACAGCAAGUAUAAACAAGCUAUAAGCUUUCCCAAUUUCCCCAUCCUUUUGAGUCCAAGAGAUUUUAUUUUUACUGUGUAUAUUCUAUGUUUUUACAUUUUUAAUAUUUUUCAUGUGCUGCCAUGGGGCCUUAAGAUAUAAACUAAUUCUCCACCUCUUCAUUUCCACCUGUUCACAUUAACCCUUGUAAUGUAAACAUAAAGCCCUUAUAGCAUCUUGUUUUGGUUUCCAGCUUUUGUGACAAACUUGACAGUAUUAAAGAAAAAACGGGUUGACAAAUUUGGUAGGGACUACAUGUCAUCCAGUCCAAUGCCUAUAAUUCCUCUAUUGUAGAACACAUCGCUCUAUUUCUAAACAAUUCAGUCGUUUCUACCUUGCACCUCUGGACACGAUGCAUCUACCUAAAGCUUCAAUGUCAUUCAUUUGUAAUUUAUGAAAUUGAAUAAUUUGGCAGUACAGAACUCUAAAAGCAUGCUGACCACUUCCUACGCAUAAUCCAUACACAAAUUCAGGAAAAACCAGGUUCUGAAGAUUUACAGCAGAAGCCAGCUAUGCACAGGGCUCUUUGGCCAGUACUUAUGCUGUGACAACCAGCUCUUGUUGCUGGAGCAGUUUUGUAAUGUUUUUAAAUUGACUUUUUAAUAAAAAAGGAAUGGUUUUUAAUGACAAUGGGAUAUAUUUGAAAGGUACUUUAUAUGGACCUCCAAUUGCAUAGGAAUGAAAUACAAGUAUAAACAAAUCAGGCACAAUACACUGUUUUGGCAGCUGGAAUAUCCCGUAAAUGAGGUUAUGAUGAAGAGAAAUCGUUUAGCUUCCAGCCUGAAUUCUUGAACAGAAACUUCUACAAGAACUAAGAACAGGGAAAUUAAAAGUUUCUAGGAAGGGUGGAUAAGUGUUGAGACACACAGAAAGCCACUGGGGCUUGCAUGGAACCUAUGGAGCAGGAUGGGUGACAUGGCCCACCCACCCUAGCGGAGGGGAGGGAAGGGAGGAACAGAAAGCUUUGACAGUCACAAAGAAGAUUUACAUUGACUCAGUCUGUACAUCAGUUUCUUCCAUACUGUCUUCACGUUUUGUUGGUGCCAACAGAUUUGUGAAUGUUGUUCUGACUUGCACUGGUAGUGACUGAGUUUGCCUAUGUUUGGAAACAUUCCUGUUCCUUGCUUGGGAGGGGAAGAGCAUUUUCCCAUGUGCUGGAAUAACCAUGAUAUGAAACAGUAAGGCAUCAUUAAAACAUUCAGAUAAACCUCCAUCCAAACAAGCUACUUUUUCCCUUUUCAGGUUGGAGUUGCUUCCAGACAGAAAAGCUUAACUGGCACAAUUUUUUUGUAUGUUUAUGUUUUAAACUCGUUAAUUUGAUGCCAAAUGACUACGCUGUUGUUAAAUGUGAGAAGAGCAGAUUGGCUGGCAUACUGUAUUUACAAGUUCUGCCAUGUGUAGUGUAAUUCCAACUCAUAUUUUCUCAUUGUUUACUCUUUCUUCCUUUACGUGUGGCCCAUAUUGCUUGCCUGUACAAUUUAGCUUUAGAAUAUUUGAAACUGUGGAAGGCCAGUGUGUUUCACAGAGUAUUAUUUCUAACAAUGUGUUUUUUCUCACUAUAAUUUACCAUGCAAAGGUAUAGAAGUCUGUCUAUAGCUUUUUUUUUAAUGACACAAAUCAUUGCCUUUACAGCCACAUCUGUCAUAUAUAUGAGGGGCGUGUGUGGGAGCUAGCAAAGCCUGUAUCCAUACAUAGUUUCCUGAUGUCAUCCUGUACCAAAAAAAGCAUUUGUAGGCAUAGUAAUCAUUAUUCCACAAACACAAUAAGACUCAUCCACAGUUUCUUCACAGAAGCAUGCUUUAUUUUGUGCUAGCACUAGAAUUGUUGCACAUGCAUAAUCUGUAUUCCUUGCUCAUUAUCUAAAUGUUAUGCUAGUGCCUGAUAGGCAGCAGUAUCUCCUAGUCAGCUGACAAUAGUGACCCCCUUGUGUACAUUGCAGAGCAGCCGAGGUAUACAAAGGAAUGUUGUGCGUGAACCCUGAACUGCCAACCUUAAUGUAGGGGAGAGCAAAACAAAUUGUCUCCUCACCCCACAAAUUGAGAAUUCCUGCUUUCAGUGAUGCAGGGAAGGGAGAUGAAGUGCUAGCCAUGUUUUGUUGGAGUGGAUGCAGCAGCAGCAGCAGCAAUGAUUAGUCUGCUUCAAGUCUGUAACCCCUCUUUCUAGCAGCAGUAGUUACAACAGGUGGUUAGAUAAAACGACCUUAUGUUUUCGCACCCUUCACAGCAACUGUUGCAGAAGUUGAAUGACUAGGAAUUAUCCAGUGCAGCACUUCCAUUUGGAGUGAAAAGUCACUUGCUGGCAGUGAGGGGUGGGUGGGUUAUGGCCUUUUGUGCACAAGUCAUUUGCAGCUCUUUCAGGAUGGAAAUAAAGCAUUUUAUCCAUGGAGUUCUAAAUUGCUUCCCUCCCCCCCUUUAAUUGUGGAAACAUUUCCAAAACAUUUUUUCUCCAUUGUUUUACAGCGUUUCUUUUCACGUAAAUGUUUCCAUCCUGCCUUCCCUCACUGUGCGGUCAUAACUAAAACUGCUGCCAUUUUCCAUGCCUCUGUGCCAUCACCGAACUUUCACAUCAGCACCAUUUUUUCAUGUCCCUCACCUCAAAAAUUUUUUUGAAAAUCCCCUCACGUUGGCCAUGAAAUGUUUAGAGGAGGUGAGUGUGGAGAAACAUGGUAAAAAUUAGGGGAUUGAAAACAGUCUGGAAACAUGUUUUAAGGCCUAUGUUUUAAGCUGUAAGCUGUUCUCGCUUUUUCACGUUACUUUGUACAAUCUUGGAGCACAGGUGGAUUUAGAUGCCUAUUUUACCUCUAAGUAUUUGGAUAGUAAUAAGCAAUCAGGGAAGACCUGGCUAUCAACUUAAUGCUCUGAUGAGGAGAUUUCUGGGGCUCCUGGCUGAUGCCCCCUGGGAACUGAAUGCAAGUCUUUGGUCUAAUCCAGCAAGGCAAUUCUUAAUCUCCGGAAGUUAUCAAAAUUGCAUCUGUCCAGUAUUCAUUUGUUUAUUUAUUUAAUUGUUAGUCUUUUAAUAAAUGUAUAGUAGUGUC